This is a messenger RNA of Paramuricea clavata, 10458 nucleotides long. NCBI's taxonomy places the organism in Eukaryota, Metazoa, Cnidaria, Anthozoa, Malacalcyonacea, Plexauridae. The record is from the annotation of a GenBank genome assembly.
AUGGACUUCGCACUUCAGUUGAAAAUGUUAUUAUGGAAAAAUUAUACCAUGAAAAAGCGAAGACCGGUAAUGUACUUUCUGUAUUACGUUGUAAAAUUGUACUGCAUUUUUUUUAUAUCGGCCACGUAGCUUUGUACUUACUCCCAUGUAAAUAAUUCUUAUUUUUUACUCUAUUUUGUCUAGUUCGUGGUUGCUUUCGAAAUCUUAAUCCCUCUAGUUUUGUUUAUGGUUUUAAUGGGCAUUCGUCUCAGACGACAACCUAUUGCUAUAGACGAAAGUGAGUUCAAUAUGUUGUAAGAUAUGGAAAGUAAUUAUACUUCCCUCGCUCUUAUUUAUUUGGGAUAAUUUGCGAUAAAUUGUCCUAAAGUCAUCUUUGUUUACAGUGAAACACUCGCCAAAUAUAUAUCCAAUUUCUUACUCAAUUAAUUUCGUGCUAAAAGUUUACAAUCCCAUGAGUUAAAAGGCAACGUUUAAAAUGUAAUUUUGAACUACAGGAGUUCUAAAUGGCCAUGAAUAAUAUUUCCUUUUGGGCUUAUGGGUUUAGGCGAGAAGUAUGUUUUUUUUUAAAUUUAUUGUCUUCCUUAAUUCUAUAGUCAGUUCUAUAAAAAAUAUCCAACUAAAACGUUGCUUUUAGCGUGCAUGAUUUCCUAGAUAUCUCACUGUGAUUUUUGUGACAUUUGACACCUUAAUCAGAUAAUGCCUUUAAUAUAAAGCCAAAUGUCUCCCACAAGCUGAGCUGACCCAAAUGACAGUUUUUUUUAAACUAUGCAGGCAGGAAUGGCCUUGUAACACUUCAAUGAGUUUGCUUUAGGGUAUAAUUGUACAUUUAUGAGGAGGAUUGAUUGCUGGGCUGAAUGUUAAUGCAGUGAGCGACAAUGCUCUCCCCUUGACAAGUAAAAUCAUCUGGUGUUAGACAGAAUAAAAUGGUAAAAUAGGUUACAGUGGAGUGCAAUGCAACUUAAUGGGUUAAUAAUUAUUUUUAGUAGGAGGCAAUUUUCAAGUAUUAUCAAAUGAAAUUAUUGUGACGGCUUUGUAGUACCCUUGCUGUAUAAAUAAGCAAGGAGAAGCACAGAUUAGCCACCCUAGGAAGUGAAGUCAGUUGUAUGGAAACAAAUUAAAAUAUGAAAUAUAUGUCUUACGUGAUUUGUGAUAUGUUAAUUUUGCUAUCUGAUUGUACCAGAUUAAGGAACACCUAACAUUACAUGUUAAUUACCUGCAUUAUGUAUGUGCCUUAAAUACAUGCAUGGAUAUUGGUUGUCUGUAAUCCUAUGCUGUAAUCAGUAUGAUGAUCUAGAAACAAAACAGUUUUCAUUGUGUUAUGUUUCUGUCUGAGUUUAUGUUAAUUUGUGCGCAGUCACAGUGGUUGAGCUUAUUGUAUUUUCGUAUUUUGUAACAUAAAAUAAUUGUCCAAUUAAUAGGGAUAGCUGAGGAAAAAUGUGCAACCAUGAUGGAAAAUAUUUAAUUGUAGUUGAGACAAAGGAUUUUGUGGCUUUGAAAUUUGCUUUGAAAUCAGACUAUGCUUAAAAGCAGGCAAACUAAAAAGGACCGUGAAAGCAAGGCUCUAUUCCAGGUGCCAAUUAGGUCAUAAAAAUUAAGGCCCAUUUACAGUUGCAAUUUUUGUUGUGAUUUAUUCUAGUGCAAUUUUCUUCUUGUGAUGUAUGUGAACGAGUAGAUGAGUUAUGAAUGUUCUGGUUAUAUGAACCUCACUUGAACAUUCAUAACUCAUUCCCAUCCAUCAGGAGAAAAAAAUCUCUUGUAAGAUCGCAGUGUAACGAGGCCCUAAUGAGGUUAUACAAGAGUAGCCUCCCAAAUAUAUACCGACCUUUCUACCAGAAAAGAAUUGAAUUUAUUCCACGCUUUCAAUCCAUAUCGAAAGUUCGACCGAGCAGAAAGAAACGGUAAGGGCUUGGCAACUAGUGAAUUUGUGGGCAGGGAGGGGGGGGGACACCCGCCCGCAUUAACCACCCCAUAAAACAACAUUUGUAUUGCAAUGUCCCCUUAUGUUUCCUAAUGUAGUCAUACAACUUCCACAUUCCGGACAAAAAUAUUGUCUCUUCUGGUUGAAAGGUCGGUAUAUAUUUGAGAUUUGGGAGUGGGAAACAAGAGUUGCCUGCGGAGGAGGCUAAUACAAGAGUCAUCAUCUAAAUAAUACAUUUUUGUAACAAAUGGCAGGCUUUAGGAAAUGCUGAUGAUGUAGAAAUUAAAUUCUGUUAUUAUUUCUAUGUUUUAGAUAUAUUUGCAGUGAAAGCAUUGCCAUCUGCUGGUAUAAUUCCUCUACUACAAAUGUUUUGUCCAAAUAAGACACAAAACAAACAUGGAUUUCCAAUUUUUCCUGAAUCCAAGUAUGUAACACUUACUGUGGACAUAUAUGUUUGUGUUUCAUGUUUCUUUGUGUCAUAUUAUAUAUUAAACACUUUCUGUAUGAAGGCUAAAAAAAGCUGUCUUGACAAGAGAAGCACUACUACUCAGUGGCGUAACUAGAGUGUUAAAUGAGUGGGGGGUGUAUAUUCAUAUAUUUGUGUUGUGCCCAACUAAUUUCUUUUGAAAUGAACUUAAAAAUAAAGAAAUUCAAAGAAAUUCAUCGGGCAGAACACAAAUAUAUGAAUAUACACUCCCCCCAAUUAACGCUCUAGUUACGCCUCUGCUACUACUGCACUAGGGCAAGCCUUGCACAAUAAGAUGGUCAAUCAAGUCCACACUUAUCACAGACUUCAAAACACAUCCACACGCACCUUUUGUCACACUUUAUUAAGGCAACAAAGUUUAACCCAUUGAGUGGCAGCCCUAUAGUACUUAUAGGCUUGGUCAGAUUUGCCAAAGUAUUCUUACAACACAGUUUAUUCAUUUUAGAACAGACGAACUUUUGAUGAAUCUGAUGAAAAUAUUAAAACAUGUGGAUAAAAAUCACGGCAAACUGUCUCUUGUGCUUGAUGACGAUCUUAAUUAUAAUUAUGACGAGAUUAUGAAUGAUUUAUCAAAGAACAACACUUUCUCUAAAAGGAAUAUUCCAGGUAUAUUUAAUCAUAGUUUUUGCCAUAGUCAGUGGUGGUAAUUGGUUAGCAGGCUGUCCAAAAUUACUUGAGGCAGAAACCAAAUUGGAUUACCAUAAAAUCACCUUUGCGGUAACCUGGUUUACCAAAACGAAAACUUCUCAGAAGAACUUAGAAUUUAUUAUUUAUAUGUCCAAAUGAAUUGUAAAGUAACCCAAUUAGAUCAGUACAGAACGCGUAAAGAAAAUUUAAUUAUAAUAUAGCAUGUGUAAAUUCUGAACGCUGAUUGGCUAAGAGCUGUAUUGAUAUAACUCCAUGUCAAUACAGAAACAUCGGAAAAUUUAUUUCUUUAUAUUUCUUUAUGCUAUAUUAUAAAACAAAUAUAAAACAUUUUUUCCAUAUUGAUAUAUAGUUAUAUCAACACUUGUGGAAAUUGGAAAACUCAAAAUUGUGUGAAAACACUCUGUCCUUCGGGUGUCGUGUUUCCACACAAUUUCUCGUUUUCCCAAUUUCCACUUGUGUUGAUAUAACUGUAUAUCAACACUGAAAAUGUUUUUAAAUAUUAACUGUUAACACAUUUAUUAAUUAUAGAAUUAAGAGAUUACAGACUUACAUUACUUAAUUAGGGAAACCAAAUUAGGUUAUCGCAAAACAAAGUUUGCGGUAACACGGUUGGUUACUGCAAUUCUGGAGAGCCUGGUUAGUCAUUCAUUUCGUCAGUCACCUGUCACUUAGUCAGGUGUAUGAGUAUGAGUCAUUUACUCAGCUUAAUUAAAUAAAUAUGUUUGUAAUACCUCUUCAUUGUUUUAUUUAGAUUUUCUAUUUCAAGAUAUUUUAAAAGAUCCUGAUGGUUUUAGUAAUUUUUUAAUAAAGAAUCUAUCAAUUCCCGCAAAUAUGACUCAGGCAUUGUUAGGUGCCACAGUGAAUGGCAGCAAGGUACGAUGUUAAAUGAGAAAUGUUGUUCAUUUAGUACAAGUACGAUUAGUAUUUCUAUAGUGCAAAUGUACAUCUGCAUAUGAUUAAGGUUACAGGACACCCUUUUUGGCGUUUUGUGGAAAAUCGCUACUGCACGCUCAAAAUCAGUCCGAUUUUCAUCAAAUUUUCACCAAAUGUUAGCCAGUGCAUGCAAAAUAUGAUAAAGUUGUAAAAUUGACAAACAAUAAAAUAAUGUAAGAAUUAUUCAGGAAAAUCUUAAGUUGCGGUACCUUUACGCUUUUGAGUUAUGUUCCUGCUGGUUUUAAGAUAUAUUUAUGAAAAUAUCAUUUUUAUACAGUAAAAUAAAACUGACGUCUUCAGCUAUGUCCUGUGAAAAUUUGAGAAAAAUUCGUUGAAAUCUGCAGGAGCACAACUCGUUUAAAAAUCAGUAAUUGCCGUAAAAUUCUUCGGGAGAAAAUUGAAUUUGAAUAUUACAUUUUCAAUGUUUUUCUUAUUGCAAGCGAAAUGUAUUUUAUUAAAUAACUCUGCGAGUUUUCAACAUUUUUCGUCCAAACUUGGUCAGAUAGUAGAACUAUAGUCUACUGCUUUCAUGGAAACCAAUAAAAAAAUUUUAGGCAAAAUUAACACUCAAAGGUGUUCUGUAACCGCACUUUACAUCAAGCAUUCAAGGCUUGAAAUAAUAGCCGAUCAAUGAUCGGCAAGAAAUUGCUUAUGAUCGGCGGAAAAGCGGGGUUUCCAACCUGAAAAAGCAGGGAAAGUCAUGACUACUGAUCGCCAUGAUCGGGAACUUUGGGAAUAUUAUUUUAAGCUCGGAGCAUUACAUACUUAGCCUUGACUGUUUUGUCUUUACAACAAAUACUUUCUUAACUGUGUUUAUCCUAACCCAUCCUGUCAACUUUCCCUGUGGGAGGAAACCAGAGCACCUGACUCCCGAGCGAGAACCCAACCCACAAUCUCCGAGGUGAAAGGUGCAAGCAUGGAUUUUCUGGGGGGGUGCGGGGGGGUGCGCACCCCCCAGAAAUGAUUUGCACCCCCUCAAAGGCAUUUGGCACCCCCGCUAAAUUUGUAAAAUACUACUAAAUUUACUACUAAAUUUGUAAAAUUACCAAUAUUAUGGUCUCAGAUCUUGCCAUGCAGGCCUAGAAAACAAAUUUUGUUAAAGUUUUUCCUUGGCCUUUCCGGGCGUUGCCACCACGCUCCAGCCAAAGCAAGCAGCAGCACCCCCCCCCAGAUAUUUAUCCACCCCCCAAACGAAAAUAUGAAAAUCCGUCUCUGGAAAGGUGCUUUGCUCUGAUGAGUGCACCACCCAAGCCCUGUUGCCCACAUUGCACCGAAGACCAUGUGUAGCCUAUAGGAGACAUCCUUUCUAGAAGGGUGUAUUGGUCUAUCUUGAUAACUGGAUUUUUUCUAGGUCAUGGAGAUACUAGAUGCCACAAUGAUGAAGCAGAAUCCUGCAAAAUAUCAAGACAGAUUAAAUAAAUUACAAAAAAUAUUAUUACUACGGGCUGCGUUAGAUCCAAAUUUCCUGAAGAAUCCUGAAGAAAUUGGAAAGGUGAUUACGAACACCACAUACGCAGACGGUGAUCGAAAUAUCACUGACAUCCUAAUGGUAUGUAACUGUUGGACAUUAAGUCGUAGGUACCCCGGAUUCCCUAUUAAUUCGACAAUAGCCUGUUGGGGAAUCCGCUCACUAAUGAGUGAGAGACUCAAUAAACAAUGAACUUAUUUUUUCACUAGGAUCUUUUUUACAGUCGUGACAAGUUACACAACAUCUCGUGCGAUAAAGUAACAUUCAACUCUCUCAUUCAAACGAAACAAACGCCAGAAGAACGAGAGAAGUUAAGAAAUCAUCUCUGUCAUAACUUAACCAAUGAACAACGUACCGACUUUUCACGAGAAAUUCAGAACCAAAUAAACACAUCUGUUGUAUAUAGAAAGGUAAGCUAUGUAUAUUUUUCCGAAACUGUUUCAUGCAACCAAGGGACUGUCGUUAGAAAGUUAAUAUAGUCAACUGACCUUUGGACGAAGUAUUUUAGCAAAAAAAUGUUGAAAUGUUCUUAAUAAAACAUGACCUUCCUAUUUUCAGUUUGCAGAAGGCUUUACUCGACCAAAAGGAUCAAAGGUACUGUAACAUAUUCAGCUAUUGAGUUUAUAACAGAAACUCAUUUUUUCAUAACUUCGUAUAACUGUUUGUUUCAAUUUUUAGUCUUUCGAGGAAAAAUAUGCAGGACCAAUUGCUUCUCUGAAUAAAAAUGUAAGUAUAAACGGCUUUCUAGUGUGUUUUCAAUCAUUUUCAUUCUAAACUUUUCCCAGGAGGAAAGACCGAAAAUAUCAUUAAGUUAAAAGUUGAAAAUUUUCAACUUCAAAAUUUUUUCCGACGGAAAAUUUGUGUUGACCAAACAUAUUUUACAAAUUUUUCUUUCUGUGGAAAAUUUUCUUGAGUGAAAAUGAGCGUUGAAACCCUGACAUGGAAGACACAGGACACCGCAUGUGCUGCAAAUAAAACAUUGAAAUAUUUCAGGUUGAAUUACUCAAAGAGAAUCAAGAAGUGCUCCAAGCGGCAGUGGCAAUUGCAAAGCUAUUGAAAAUUAAUAACACUUCUAACCCAAAGUUUGAUCAGAGUGAUUUACACGAAGAUGCUAAUGUUCGUCUUGUAAAGAAAAUAUGGAAGGUAGGAUAGUGGCGGGUUUGAUAGUGGUUAUGGUGAUAUUGGUAUGGUGAUGAUGGUAUGGUGAUGGUGGUAUGGUGAUGAUGAUAUGGUGAUAAUGGUAUGGUAAUGAUGGUAUGGUAAUAUGGUGAUUAUGGUGUGGUGAUGAUGGUAUGGUGAUGAUGGUAUGGUAAUAUGGUGAUGAUGGUAUGGUGAUGAUGGUAUGGUAAUGAUGGUAUGGUAAUAUGGUGAUGAUGGUAUGGUGAUGAUGGUAUGGUGAUGAUGGCAUGGUAAUAUGGUGAUGAUGGUAUGGUGAUGAUGGUAUGGUGAUGAUGGUAUGGUAAUGAUGGCAUGGUAAUAUGGUGAUGAUGGUAUGGUAAUGAUGGUAUGGUAAUAUGGUGAUGAUAAUGUGAUGAUGAUAUGGUGAUGGUGGUAUGGUAAUGAUGGUAUGGUAAUGGUGGUAUGGUAAUGAUGGUAUGGUAAUGGUGGUAUGGUAAUGAUGGUAUGGUAAUAUGGUGAUGAUGGUAUGGUGAUGAUGGUAUGGUAGUGGUGGUAUGGUAAUGAUGGUAUGGUGAUGAUGGUAAUGAUGGAUGGUAAUGAUGAUAAUGGUGAUUGUGGUGAUGAUGGUAGUGAUGAUGGUUGUUGUUGUGGUGAUGGUGGGAUUAUGAUAGUGAUGGUAGUAAUUGUAGUGAUGAUGAUGGUCAUGGUGAUGAUCUUAAUGGUGAUGAUUAUGAUGGUGAUGAUGAUCAUGGUGGUGGUGAUGAUGUUAAUGGUGAUGAUUAUGAUGGUGAUGAUGGUGGUAGUGGUAUAAUUCAUUCACGUUAUCUACGAAUAUUGCAGGUGAUUGGUCCAGUGUUAUGUGGUCCUAACACGAAUGAGUAUGAAAAAGAUCCAUGUCCAGACGCGAUGUAUUAUCAUCAAUCCAACUCACGAGCUUUAGUCUUGAUGCUCUAUCUCAUGACCAAUAAACCACUGAUUGUCUACUCACCACGUGGUCCAGAUGUCGACGCUGUUGUCAAAAGAGUACGUAGAGUCUUGCCAUUAUUCAUACUUGAGAACCAGGGAUGGAUCCAGUAUGGUCUGUUUCGCGGGCUGGGGUUGCUCUGCCAGGUCCCUGCACCCUCCUGUCUUAACUAACUAAAGAACUGUGCAGAUGAACUAGUUAGAAUAGCUUGAAUCACAUCAGAAACCGAUCGUUGGUCAAACUCGUUGAUCUGUGUCAGACACAUUGACCCAUUUGGAUAAAGACAAGGCCCUAGCCAAGGGCGCUUUCCAUUAACACGGCCAGACCGGUCAGAACGGUCAAAUUGUUGAAUGAAACACAAAACAUUUGGGCUUCGAACCUAUCUGACCAGAAAAUUUAGAUAAAAUUAGAAUGAGGUGCAUUUUCGCUAGAUAUUUGAGAAACAUAGACCAGAUCUUUCCAUUGAUACAGAGACAAAAAUUCGGGUCUGACCGGUCAGGCACUGAUGAAAUGGAAAGCGCCCGUGGAGUCUUGUUAAGAUCGUAUUUGAUCGCGCGAAGUGAAAAACAUAUUUCGGCAAUGUGAUUGGUUUGCGAACAAAUUUGCCGCUCACAUUGUCGAAAUCUGUUCUUCGUUUCGCGCGAACAAAUUCGCCUGGUGGAAAACGUUCUGAUCAGAAAUUUGUGCUUAAUUAAUUUGUUCCAUUCCCAGGCGAACUGGACAUUCCAAGCGGUGGCUGACAGUAUAAGUGCUGGGCAUUGGUGGUUGAAAUAUUCUAAAAUGGUUCAAACCAAUAUCAACUCUAAUAACUUCACGUCACGACUUGAAUAUAUGAAAACAUUAUUCGGUAUAUGGAAUGAGAAUGAAGUGAAGAAGAACUUAGACCAACAAAGAUUGUUUGAUUACGAUCGAUUGUUGGUGCAAAACUUUGACGUCUUUAAAACAACCAAGAGACUGAAAUUCGCAGAUUAUGUCGUGCAAGCGUGGCUAAAUAAGAUCGAGAAUAUUUCAUUGGAUGUAUUUCUGGGCUUCAACACUUCGAAAGAUUUAGAUAAUUUUGUGAUGAACAGGAGUAGCAUGCCACAAUAUUUAGAUCGUAACGUUAUUGCAGGUCAGUUAUAUUUGAUCCUUUUUCACGUGUUCUGUUACACUCCCUUUCAUAAUUAUUCUACUCCCUCUUACACCUGACGAUUGAGUCAAUUUCUGUAUGAGAGAAAUCUCAUCAACCUACUCCGAUCUCUAACCCUUGUCUUUACCCUAACCUCAUAUCAACCCCAACCCCGCAUCAUAUUUCGAGUCCCAUAUAAUGCUUACUUUACUAAAAAUUACGAGAACCACCGAGUAUUUUAAUAGAAUAUAAAACAACGGUAACUUUUUGAAAAAAACUCCUUACUUCUUCCUCACUUCUUUCUUAUUCUUCCUUACUCCUUACUAUUUUAUUCCUUACUUUGACUCCUUAUUUUUAACUCUUACUUUACCCUACCCUACCCUACCCUAGCCCAAAUCAUAGCCUCAUCCUAACCCUUACCUAAUUCUGACCUUGAUCUGAUAAACCCCCGAACCUAAUGUGUUGUCCGUUGUGUGUAGGUAUUGUGUUCACAAACAUUCCAGAAAAUGGCACGUUACCUCAACAUGUUGAGUAUAAAAUCAGAAUGAACAGCACCUUCACAUUCGAUACAACAACCAUACGAAGCAACUACUGGCAACCUGGUCCUGAAUGUGAAUUUCAACCAUAUUAUUUCUUUGGAUUUGAUUGGUUUCAAGAUCUGUUUGAUCGCGCUAUCGUUGAUCAACAAGUGAAUGCAGGUGUUAACCUCGCUCCCGCCUCGUACUUGCAGGAAAUACCAUAUCCAUGUUAUAUGAGCGAUGGGUAGGUGGUUAAGAUUACAAUUAACAUUUUUAUCAUGGGCGGAUUUACUGGGGGUUAGGGGGGUUAACCCUGCCCCCUAGAAACACUCUAACGCCACCAAAAUUUCGCUUCACCCCUCCUAUUUUGUGUGAAAGUCUUUAACCCUAACGCCUAACUCUUGCGGAAGCUUGCUCAGUGGUACCGUUUACACCCCACUAGAAAUUUUUCCACCCUUCCUUUUAAAAAAUGGAAAUCCGCCCUUGAUUUUUAUAACGCAAAUUUGCAUGUAGAUAUUUGCAUCAAUUGCAUACUGAGCCUGGACUAUUUUCAUCAUUUGUGAUAUUACUUUCUUAACUGUGUUUAUCCUAACCCAUCUUGUCAACUUUCCCUGUGGGAGAAACGGGAGCACCCGGAGAAAACCCACGACUUUCGGCAGAGCAUUGACUGACUCUUUUCACAUGAGUCCGUAGCGAGAAUAGAACCCACGAUCUCAGAGGUGAAAGGUGCUUGCUCUGAUGUGGUACCACUAUACAUGGUGAUCUGGUACCACUAUACAUGGUGAUCUGGUACCACUAUACAUGGUGAUCUGGUACCACUAUACAUGGUGAUCUGGUACCACUAUACAUGGUGAUCUGGUACCACUAUACAUGGUGAUCUGGUACCACUAUACAUGGUGAUCUGGUACCACUAUACAUGGUGAUCUGGUACCACUAUACAUGGUGAUCUGGUACCACUAUGACCACCGUUUAUUUUGUGAUAAUUUUAUUUUGUAGUUUUAUGUUUGUGAUUAAACACAUGGUACCACUAUGCAUGGUGAUAUCCUGGAUAUAUACUGUCGCAAUUACCGUCCAGAGUAUUGUAUAUGAGAAAGAAAGAAGACUAAAGGAAUUUAUGAAAAUGAUGGGACUGAGUAAUAUUGUGCAUUGGAUUGCUUGGUUCAUUACCAGUUUAUGUACCAUAUCAACCACUGUCGCAUUGCUUACUGUUAUAUUGAAGGUUAGUGCUGGGAUCUGGCUAGCCUGACUUUAUUUAUGCUGGAUAGCUCUAUCACUUCUAAACUGUUCUUCCUGGA